AUGUGGCCAAAACCUAACUGCAGCUCCUCCGCCUGCGAAGAGCAUGGCCAGUGCGACUGUUAUACGUGCUGCAAUCGCGCGCACCACUAUAAAAGAGUCUGCCAGUGUGUUGGGAUAUGUCAUCACGGCGAAGUCAAUGCACCACCUAGAGACGGCACAUUCAGCUACAAUAGUCUCAAUCCGUAUGCGCUUCCGUGCCAAGGGAUCGAUCCUCACACCAACAUUUGCCAUAUAAAGCCUCUCAGGCCAACCUGUGCAGUGCCCGUACCCAACAGAUAUAUCUAUAAGUUCCCGCACAAUCUAGAUAUAGAGGGCCGCUUUUCGUGCGUUCCACACCCAAAGAAUCAAACAUGCUGUGGCCACGCAUCCUCUGGUCUGAUGGACCUUGCCACGAUUCCUUAUCCGCCCUGGGUUCCCGAAGAGAGUCAGCUUCCGGGAACAGACAGAGCGGGAUGCACAGGGGCCCAGCAGGAGACUAAUGAGGUUUUCCUCACGUCCAUGGAUCGCACUCCAGCAUUUUUCGAUUGGGAGUCCCGCAACAGAGAUAUAGAACGAGCUCGCCAGGCUGCCACGUACGAGAAGUCGUGGGCUCACGCAGGGAUGGAAAGCAGAUUGAAGAAUGGAACAGACAACGUGUAUACGUAUGGACAGAGGAGUGGGCCCGUGGGCAACCGUCGGGACUUCCACUCACUAAUUCGGCCCCGCAGUGUACAAGAAAUCUCCGUCGGCAAUCCACUCGAAUACGGGCACAACAGCUUCACUAAUAAGCCAGAUUGUAGAAAGGAGCUCGCCAUGCUCCAGAAUAACAGGCGGGUCACGAGUAUACGGAAUUGGAGCGGAGUGGCUACUGCAAAUUAUUGA
Messenger RNA from Giardia duodenalis, 861 nucleotides. RefSeq lists its product as uncharacterized. The record is from RefSeq and is a predicted model, not a curated record. The transcript has a single exon. Lineage: Eukaryota; Fornicata; Diplomonadida; Hexamitidae. The coding region runs from base 1 to 861 and encodes 286 amino acids.